ACGUGUUCGAGAGCUUUAGAACGUUGUUUGCAAUUGCGGAAAGCGGUAGCGAGGCCAGAGACACGGCCACGGCGAUAGUUUUUAACAGAAAAGAGUGCAAGAUGCAAGAAUAGCCGAGUUCGAGUCCAGCCAGCGGAGCAAUAGUUAAUUGAGGAAUAAUCGGAGUCGGCGCCCCAAGAUCCAGCACAUAGCCAAGAAAUAGCUGAACUAUUGACAGGCCAGCCAAAAAACGAAGUACAUAUAUAUAACGAAUUUCGUUCUCGUAUCUCAACACUUCAACAUCUCAACACACCGUGAACUUUCAACACAAAAAAGAAGAAAAAAACAGAAAAGAAAAGAAAAGAAAGGCCGAACGGUUGGUCAAAAUGUGAAAAUUCAACAACUAACUCAACUCAGAAUCAAAUGAUUGAUGUAGCAACGCAACGCAACUCAAAAUCGGCCAUAAAACCAGCACAUUUUAAUCAAAUAUGGGAAAAAUAAAUAGAAAAUAGAAUAAAUAUAUAUAUAUAUAUAUAUAUUAUACAUGUAUAUGCUGAAUGCGAGAGGAGAGAAGAUCAUAAAAUACAUAUUUUAUGAAAGUUUUUUGCAUAUUUUUUUUACUGUUUGGCCAAAAAAUAAACUGAGUGUGUUCAUAAAGCAGUACAAUGUAAAAUUAUACGCAAGUCUUAACGCAAGGAUAAACCAAUAAAUAAUUAGUUUAAACACUAAACUACUGUUUCAAUGGAUUCAGGCGAAUUUUCCGAAUUUCCGUAGCAACAAAGGACAUCGCUUGUUCAGAACUUGAGGCGGAUUUUGAUGCAUUUUAAUCCUGCUACGGUUGUUACAAAAGGGCGUUCUAUGAAACGUUCCAGAGAGUGAAUAUUAGAUUUGAAUUUUAUAUCAUUGUCUUGUUUAUUUUCCGAGCUUCCUUGAGCCAAGUCAAGCCAGUUCGCCGUGUGAUGAAUGCACAAUCCCAGCAGAAUCUGCGAGCCAUUGAAAACCAGAAACCGAAAACCAAAUCACAGCCUCAGUCACGAAAGCAAAAGCAAAAGCAAACCCACUGCCACUGACACACAGCAAAAGCCUAGCCUAUACCAUAUAUAUACCAAAUGGAAAUUAAAAUGUUCGAUCGCUGCGAGCCGAUGGUCUAGAACGAGGAUAACUACUGCAAAUCAAUUCGGGAACCCACGGGGACACUGGGACACUGAUACUACUGGAGGGAAGUUAACUAAUGCAAGACAGAUAUUUUUAAGUACCACAUGAAGGCAGUUUUCUAUAAAUUAUUACCGAGAGCAAGUAGGAGAGAAAACUAAGACUUAGAAGUGGGGCUGGAUUCGACAACUUCACUUUUGAUCACAAUAUUGCAGCCGCCGUCAUGUGGAUAAACAUCGCCAAUCUAAUCGUCGUCAUUGCUCAGCUGUGCGCUUUCGUCACAUCUGCAGGGGAAGCAGAUUACACACUAGAUGAUUCAUUUUGGAAUGAGGAAAGUCCUGUUGGAGAAGUGGAACGUUUACUUAAGGAAUACAGGCAAAAUCAAGAGCUUGUCCGUCGAAUUGGUGGUCACUAUUACCAAAUUAUUUAUCCAGUACAACUGCGCCAUCACGAGAAGAUGGGCAUAUCCACGCGAGAAGUCAGUCUCCCAAAGCCGGGACAGAGACCUCGACCACACGACGACAGUGGUUUUAACAGGGGUAGAACAAAGAAACACUUCCAUCGCACAUCACUGCUAAUAAAAGCAUUUAAUCACAAAUUUCGCCUGGACUUGGAGCUUAAUUCACAACUGCUUUCGCCAAACAUUCAACAGAAACAUUACCACGUGGGCGGAUAUCUUGUGGAUGGAAACCGACAUGAUAUCGAGCACUGUUACUACCAUGGGACCGUGAAGGAUUAUCCUGGUGCCAGCGCAGCCUUCCACACCUGCAACGGCGUCAGUGGCGUCAUCCACAUUGGAAACGAAACGUUCGUUAUCCACCCAUUCUACGGCGGGGAUCUAUCGAAACAUCCCCAUGUGAUUUUCGAGGCCCGCACAAAGGCGAACAAAGGAUGCGCCAACUCGGGCAACCUGGACUCGUGGCGGCUGUCGCGGCGCACAAAGCACUUGUCCGCCGGAGUCGCGGGCGUCGUCGAGGAGAUCCUGCAGGGCGGGAUGGGUCGCAACAAGCGAGACGUCAGGGAGGCCACCAAGUACAUUGAGACGGCCAUCAUUGUGGACAAGGCAAUGUUCGAUAAGCGGAAUGGCAGCACUCGCGCGGAGGUAAUCCACGAUGCCAUACAGGUUGCCAACAUAGCAGAUCUGUACUUUCGCACUCUGAACACCCGUGUGUCGGUUGUGUACAUCGAGACGUGGGGCAAAAACCAGGCUGUCAUCGAUGGCAGCAAGGAUAUAAGCAAGGCGAUUUCGAACUUUAAUGACUACACCUCGCGGAAUCUCUUCCAAAUCGAGCGGGACACCACGCAGUUGCUCACUGGUGAAACCUUUGCGGGCGGCGAGGCUGGCAUGGCCGUUCCCGAAACUGUUUGCACGCCCCGUGCUGUGGGCAUCAGCGUCGAUGUCAAUGUGUACGAGCCGCACCUUUUGGCGGGCACAAUGGCCCACAUGAUUGGCCAUAACAUCGGCAUGGGACACGACGACGGACGCGAGGAGUGCUUCUGCCGCGACUGGCACGGUUGCAUCAUGGCCCAGUCGAUUGUGGGCCAGGAGAAUGUGCAGCCAUACAAAUUUUCCGAGUGCAGUAAAAAGGAUUACAUUGACGCAUUGCGGACUGGCCACGGGCUGUGUUUGCUGAACAAGCCAAAUGAGAUUGAGCUUCGCCGAAAUUGCGGCAACAAGGUGGUGGAAGAAGAUGAGGAGUGCGACUGCGGUACUUUCGAGGAGUGUUCCAUGGACCCCUGCUGCGACGGCAUUACGUGUAAAUUGAAAUCAGAGGCCCAGUGUGCCGGCGGUGCUUGCUGUGAUCAAUGCCGCCUGCGCUCGAAGGAUUACAUCUGUCGUGACACCAAUAAUGAGUGCGAUCUGCCAGAGUAUUGCGAUGGCGAAGUUGGCCAGUGUCCCUCGGAUGUCUUUAAAAAGAACGGGUCACCCUGCGGUCUUAGCAAGACGGGCGUCUCAGGUUAUUGUUUUCAAGGAUACUGCCCCACGCUGAGUUUGCAAUGCGAGGCAAUCUGGGGCUACGGUGGAUCCGCUGCAGAUCGUCAGUGCUACGAACAGUUCAAUUCCAAAGGCUCCAUCAACGGACAUUGUGGACGUGAUGCCAAUGAGCAUUAUAUUAAGUGCGAACCCGAGAACGUCCAGUGUGGAACCCUGCAGUGCAAGGAUGGUGAACGACAGCCCGUCAACGAUGGCAUCGACCAGCUCUACUCACGAACCAUCAUUUCGAUCAAGGGCCAGGAGUUCGAAUGCAAGGCGACCAGCGGGCAAGUGGGCUCCAACAGCUAUCCGGAACACGGCCUGGUCAAGGACGGAACUCCCUGUGGUGAUAAUCUCAUAUGCCUGAACCAAACGUGUGUCAGUCUGUUUCCCCACGUGGAUCAGACCAAGUGUCCAGUCAAUUCGCAGGGUCAAGAGUGCUCAGAACACGGCGUCUGCACGAAUACCAACCGCUGUUUCUGCGACAUGGGAUGGGGCGGCAACGACUGCAGUGCCAUCGUCAUACUCACAACAGCAGUGCCAACGGAAGCACUGCCCACCCCGGAAAACACAAUUAAGAUGGAAAAGAAAGAAACCCCAUAUGAGAACUACCACGGCUCAAAUACAGUGUUCCUAGUCGGUGUUCUAAUGUCAGUUGUAGGGUUCGUUUUUAUAACAUUCACCUUGAUGGCAUUGUGCUACAGGUCAGUUGUAGUACAUAGAAACUUCUCCCUGUGUCUAAGGCGAAAGACCACAACGCUAAAGUACGAUCCGCCCUAUUCGAAGAAGCCGAUUGCGAAGAGUUACGGUGGAGCGGCGACAGCACCCAACCAUCACUCCGUGGAGGAAGUGUCCUUGGAUGGAUCCAGCAAGUUAGUCUAUGCCAAUCAGACUGGCUUCAGGGACAAGGGCAUUCAUGGACGACGCUACACGACCUGUGGCGAGGACGAUCAGUCUCAUGCAGAGAAGGGUAUAUUAAAGAAGCACGGCUAUGGUCUGGUGCACGGUGAGCAGCUGAAAGAUAAAUGGGGCGAUGACAAUCAGUCCGAUAACCUCGAGCUUAUAACCCAAGACGGCACCCUCGCGUCGACAAGCGGCGGUGCGGCCGCCUCCGAAGUGGAGCGCACGCUGAAGUCCCUCAAUGGAUACCACGAGGACAUAUUGGAGGCGCUACGCAAUGCUGCAACGCACCGUGGUACCGGAACCGGAAACACGCCCGUCGGCAGCGGCAGCCUCAGCGAAGAGAUGCUGCGCAAAACGCUGCAGGACUGCAACAAUUCCCAGCUGGGCUACUCGGCCGAGCAGCAGUAUAAACGGAAUAUCGGAUCGAAGUCCAGCUCGCGGGAGAACAUCUGCGACAAUGCGGCCGUGCACGCGAUCAUCCUCGAUGGCAGUGGAGCCGGCCUCGGUAGCAUGGGACUGGGCUCGAGCGUGGGAGCCGGUGGCGGAUCUACGUCCAUCUCGGGGGGUAUACCGCACGGUGGUCAGAUGCUCCAUCACCAUCGGUCGCAGCACCAGCUGCACCAGCCGUCGGCGGUCGGUAUGCAGCAGCAGCAGCAGCAGCAGCAACAGCAGCUGGACGAUGAUGAUGCCCCGUCGACGGGACCGCUGCGAAUACGCAACCUGGAGGAUCUAAUACGGCAGCUUGAGCACCACUCGUCCCGUCACAUGAGUCCCAGCGGAUCCGAGGAUAUACGAAUGUCGGAAACAGAAGCCGAUCGACACUAUAGAUUAGAAAGUUCCGCAGCUUGUAGUGAGUCAUCUCAAGGCUCCAAUCAGCAAAUACCACAAUCUCAGAAAACCGCUACAAUUCAUGCGUCUUACAGCAGAAGCUGUCGUCCCCGUUCCGAUGAGGAGUCUCGAUUCACAUUCGGUGGACGCUACCGACAGCCGGCAUCUUCAGGACGACACGCGCCGCACCAGUCGCACUCACCCCACGCAUUCGGGCACCACACGCACCACUCCCAUGCCCACGGACAUGCCACGCACGGUCCACACUCGUCGCACCACUCAUCACACACCCAUUUGCAGCAGGAGGACGAGGGCAUCUACGAGACCGCUGACCACCACGAGCGCCAGGUGGUCGACGCUCGGCUCGACUGCCACGAGACACCAGAUAGCGAGAGUGAUGACUUUAUUCAAGCUCAACAACAGUUAGCCCGGUGGGCGAGUGAGGAUGUGGUAUCCGUCGUGGUAUUGGACCAGCCGCCAUCCGGUACAAUGUCGGAUUCCCAACCAUACAUCGACGUCGGACCCAUUUCGGGGGCUAUAACGCAGCAGCAGCAUCCGCAGCAGCAACAGCAGCAUCAGCACCACGGCGAUCAUCAUCAAUCCUCCGCAGCGGCAUCGGCAUCGGCAGCGGGAGCGGCGACGGCGGCAGCCAACAAUUCCAUAAUGGCUUUGCCAAUCGUCCCAAAUGGUAUAAGUGUAAGUCAGAGGGACUAUUAUCCAUCCCCGCCCUCAACGGAAACGGAAAGCAGUGGAAGUGUUAUCCAGCCGCCCAUUCGUCGCGGUUUGCCAUUAGCAGCAGCAGACACGGCGGCACUAAGUCAGCAGCAUCAGCAGCAGUUGCAGCUCCUCCAGCUGCCAAUUUAUCAGCAGCAGCAGCAUCAGCAUCAGCAGCAUCAGCAUCCGCAUCAUCAUCAGCAGCAAUCAGGCGAUACCAGCAGCAGCAACAACAGUCAGUCCGAACAAAUCAUCGAGAAUGGCUGCUACCCGGAAUAUAAGCAUUGAUAUUGUUAUCUAUAUCAUGAUCAUGGUGAUGAUCAUGGCCAGGAUCACCAUCGGGAUCAUGUUCACGAUCGGGAUCCGAGUCCGGAUUACAUCCAGAAUCGCGCAUAGAUCAACAAUCAGCCACGCCCACUCCACAUUCCACUCACAUGUGCCCGGAGCCAGCGCGCAGCUAGCUUUCUCUCUAAAUAAUGAAAUUUGUAUCGACCUUUAUGAUUACUUUAGCAUAGUUACAAAUACGUUGCUCGUGUAUAAGCACAUAAAUAAAUUUUAACUUUAAGUAGUUAAGUAUAUAAAUGUAAAUGUGAAGACAAAAACCAAAACAAAAACCAAACUAGUUAACGUAAAAUGGAGCGAAGCAAAGCAAAAACCAAACAAAAAACCAAAAAGACACUUGGAGGAUAGGAGUAAAGCAAAAAAAAGAAAUGAAAAGAACAGAAAACAAACUUAACAAGCAACAAAAAAUGUGUAUUCUUAUGUGUGAGUGGUAAAUACAUAGCCAUACUUUAUUCAUAGAUUAAUAAACAAUUAUUAAGUGAGUACAUCCCAAUUUAUAUUCAUAUACUCGUCAAGAUGAGAUACAAAAACAGCAGAGCAGCAUUAACGAAAUACAAAUAAAAAUUGGGAAAUAUUUACAUAUUUUUUUGCAUACCUCGGACCAAGCAAUGCCAACGUUCGAGUAGGAAAAACUUUCAGAAAACCGAAAAAAAAACAACAAGAAACACACAAAAAACACAAGAAAACACAGAAAACCAAAAAGCCAGAUGAGAUAAAUUAACACAAAACGCAGCUGUAAAUAAGAAAACAAAACAAAACAAAACAAUUAAUAUUUAUGCUAGUUAGUAAAUUAUACGAUCCUUUGCUGGACGUGUAGAGAACUUGAACAUUUCGAUGGUCACGGAUAAGCGGCAGGAAAAUAACAAUUGUGCACUGGGCCCAGCCCGGGCUUUAAAAACCCCCUUAUUGGGGCAAUCUUACACCGACUGAUAGAAAAUUUUGGGCUAUAUUGCCAGUUCUCGUUCAAUAAUCUUAAAAACCAGAAUAAAGUAAAAGUAAAAACAAUGGAAAAAGAAAAAAUGGAAAGGCAAAACAAAAUUGCUAUAUACAUAAAUAAUUAAUAAUUCAAGAAAACAAGAAAAUGGAAAAAUUAAAUCGGAAAAUAUUAAUAUCUGUAUGGUUAAAGUAUUGAAUAUGAUCAACAUAAAGUUAAGGACAAUGCUAAUGUUAAUUUAUCGGUUUUGAAACAUCAGUAAUAUAUCGUAUUGUACCGUAAAUUAAGACAUUUAGAAUGAAACGUACGAAUUAAAAUUAUUUUCCAGCUUUACAA
Messenger RNA from Drosophila biarmipes, 7163 nucleotides. It is a transcript of the gene mmd, whose product is annotated as zinc metalloproteinase-disintegrin-like batroxstatin-3. The transcript is spliced from 24 exons. Gene Ontology annotation, biological process: membrane protein ectodomain proteolysis. NCBI's taxonomy places the organism in Eukaryota, Metazoa, Arthropoda, Insecta, Diptera, Drosophilidae. Gene Ontology annotation, molecular function: metalloendopeptidase activity. The coding region runs from base 1355 to 5839 and encodes 1494 amino acids. The record is from RefSeq and is a predicted model, not a curated record.